Molecule: messenger RNA, 2299 nt
Organism: Capsicum annuum
Lineage: Eukaryota; Viridiplantae; Streptophyta; Magnoliopsida; Solanales; Solanaceae
Product: beta-galactosidase 9-like
Exons: 18
Biological process (GO): carbohydrate metabolic process
Cellular component (GO): cell wall; vacuole
Molecular function (GO): beta-galactosidase activity
Source: RefSeq, a predicted model, not a curated record
AUGUAUUUUUUCAUCGGAUUAAUAUACAAAGGAAAAACCUUUGGCGGGAGUAUAUUGUAUCAGAGUGACAAAUUAGAAUUCCACGGAAUUGGGAAAAAGAUCAAGCAAAGGCCAAAGGUUUCAAGGGAAACAUUAGUUUUGCAAUGUCUUGAUUCAGAAAACUGUUUCUUUUCGAUCAGUGAAAUUACAUCUGAAUUUCAGAUGUGGCCUAAAUUAAUAGCCAGGAGCAAAGAAGGCGGUGCAGAUGUCAUUGAGACGUAUACAUUUUGGAAUGGUCAGGAGCCAACGAGAGGACAGUAUAACUUUGAAGGAAGAUAUGAUAUUGUCAAGUUCGCAAAGCUAGUUGGAUCUCAUGGAUUGUAUCUCUUUCUUCGAAUAGGUCCUUAUGCUUGUGCAGAAUGGAACUUCGGGGGCUUCCCCGUAUGGCUUCGUGAUAUACCUGGAAUAGAAUUUCGAACAGAUAAUGCUCCAUUCAAGGAGGAGAUGGAGCGCUACGUUAAAAAGAUAGUUGAUCUUAUGAUAGCCGAGUCACUCUUUUCGUGGCAAGGUGGUCCUAUCAUUUUGUUGCAGAUUGAAAAUGAAUAUGGAAAUUUUGAAAGCUCAUUCGGUCCCAAGGGGAAGAUAUAUAUGAAAUGGGCUGCUGAAAUGGCUGUUGGUCUUGGUGCUGGUGUUCCAUGGGUCAUGUGCCAGCAAACUGAUGCUCCAGAAUACAUUAUAGAUACUUGCAAUGCAUACUAUUGUGAUGGCUUCACGCCAAAUUCCGAGAAGAAACCGAAAAUCUGGACCGAGAAUUGGGAUGGAGGGUUUGCAGAUUGGGGUGAAAGACUCCCACAUAGACCCUCUGAGGAUAUUGCAUUUGCAAUUGCUCGUUUCUUUCAGCGUGGGGGCAGCUUACAGAACUAUUAUAUGUAUUUUGGUGGGACAAAUUUUGGCCGAACUGCUGGAGGCCCAGCUCAAAUCACUAGCUAUGAUUAUGAUGCUCCCCUUGACGAAUAUGGACUACCACGUCAACCUAAGUGGGGCCAUUUGAAGGAUCUGCAUGCUGCUAUAAAGCUUUGUGAACCUGCUCUUGUUGCUGCUGAUUCACCUCAGUAUAUUAAACUGGGACCAAAACAAGAGGCACAUGUCUAUCGUGGAGCAUCCAACAACUAUGGCCAAGAUUUGUCCUUGAAUGAAGGCAUAUGUGCAGCAUUUAUUGCAAACAUUGAUGAACAUGAAUCAGCAACUGUGAAAUUUUACGGUCAAGAGUAUACUUUACCUCCAUGGUCAGUGAGUAUUCUGCCAGAUUGCAGAAACACAGCUUUCAACACAGCUAAGGUGACCGCACAAACUUCAAUUAAAACAGUGGGCUCUGAUUCCGUUUCAGUUGGGAAUAAUUCUUUGAUUCCUCAAUUAAGCACUAAAAGCAAUCUCGAAAGUAUUUCACAAUCUUGGAUGACAUUGAAGGAGCCACUUGGUGUGUGGGGUGACAAGAAUUUUACUUCUAAAGGGAUACUGGAGCAUCUAAAUGUGACAAAAGACCAGUCUGAUUACCUGUGGUAUCUGACCAGGAUAUAUAUUUCUGAUGAUGACAUCUCAUUUUGGAAGCAAAAGGAUGUUAGUCCAACGAUUGAUAUUGAUAGCAUGCGCGAUUUUGUUCGUAUUUUUGUUAAUGGGCAGCUUGCAGGUAGUGUGAAAGGCAAAUGGAUCAAGGUGGUUCAACCUGUUAAUCUAGUUCAGGGAUACAACGACAUACUACUAUUAUCUGAGACGGUGGGAUUGCAGAAUUAUGGAGCCUUCUUAGAGAAGGAUGGGGCAGGUUUUAAAGGUCAGAUAAAGCUUACAGGAUGCAAAAACGGAGAUAUUAAUCUCACAACUUCCUUAUGGACCUACCAGGUGGGGCUUAAAGGUGAAUUCCUGAAAGUCUACGAUGUCAAUAGUACUGAAAGUGCAGGAUGGACUGAGUUGCCCAAUGAUGCAAUUCCUACAAUCUUUUCGUGGUACAAGACAAAGUUUGAUGCCCCAGGCAGAACAGAUCCCGUUGCCCUGGAUUUAAGUAGCAUGGGAAAAGGUCAGGCAUGGGUUAAUGGUCACCAUAUAGGAAGAUAUUGGACUUUGGUUGCACCAAAUAAUGGAUGUGAAAGAACUUGUGAUUAUCGUGGUGCUUACGGCUUUGAUAAAUGUAGGACAAACUGUGGAGAGAUUACUCAGGCGUGGUAUGAACCUCUUUUACUUGCUGAAAUUCUCGUUUACGUUGUAGGAAAUUUCGCUCUUUUGAUUGUACGAGGCCACACCUGGCACCACGUCAUGUGUAGGCGCU